Messenger RNA from Phytophthora infestans T30-4, 1195 nucleotides. Its product is annotated as peptidyl-prolyl cis-trans isomerase, putative. Bases 1 to 1164 code for a protein of 387 amino acids. Gene Ontology annotation, molecular function: peptidyl-prolyl cis-trans isomerase activity. NCBI's taxonomy places the organism in Eukaryota, Oomycota, Peronosporomycetes, Peronosporales, Peronosporaceae. Gene Ontology annotation, biological process: protein folding; protein peptidyl-prolyl isomerization. The transcript is spliced from 4 exons. The record is from RefSeq and is a predicted model, not a curated record.
AUGGCGGCGGCAUUCAAGAAAAAGUCCUUGCAGAAGUGGGAGGAAGCCAAGAAAUUGCGCGGCGAUCCGGUGCUCCACGAUCUAAAGCGAGCUACACAACAGGCCAAGCGAAAACUCAGCUCGUCGGGCGGUUCGAGCAGCCUCAGCAGUUCGAUCGGGCCGGACUCCGAGUCGCAGACGGUAUUUCGGCAGCGCUCGCAACAGUCAUGGCGCAAGCAGCAUCAAGAAUUGGUGGACGAAGCUGGACGCAUUAGUGACGGCAACACUUUUGCGCGUGGGAAGGACAGCGUCUCAGAAACCAGCCUCAUUGACAAGCUGCUUCAGAAAGGUUACGGACUGGGCUCCAACCAGACUAACACGAAUGCAGAUGUAGAUGCAACGCAGUCGAGUGCAACCACCGGGAGUUUUGAAAGAGCAGCAAAAGAGCGCGAGUCAUCAUUGACUCAAGAAUCUUUCAGGGACCGGCUGGUGAAGUUUUACACCAAGUACAAUCCAACCAAGCUAAAUUCAGUAGAUCGCACACUGGAGACGUACAGCGGUCGAGAAGACGAACUGUUUCGGAAGCUGCACGAGCGUUAUGUGUCCGUCACUAGCUUGAAAGAACGCAAGAAGAAGUUCAUCACGAAGACGACUGACCCCACUGUCUACAUGGACAUCUCAAUCACUGGAGCUCCAGCAGGCAGGAUCGUCAUGCGUCUGCUCAAGAACGAAAUUCCGCUCGCAGCGGAAAACUUUCGCUGCCUAUGCACAGGCGAAAAGGGGGGAAUUCUUACAUUCAAGGGGUGCAAGUUUCACCGCAUCAUCAAAAACUUUGUUGUCCAAGGCGGAGACUUCACCACCGGGGACGGAACGGGUGGGCAGAGCAUCUACCGCGGCACUCUACAUGGUGAUCUCUGGGGUAACUUUAAGGAUGAAAAGUUCUUGCCCCAUGAUGACGUGGGACUGUUGUCUAUGGCGAAUGCUGGCAAGAACACAAACGGCUCACAGUUCUUCAUCACGACGAAGGCAGGUCUCAAUAAUCUCGAUGGGAAGCACGUCGUGUUCGGUGAGGUCAUCGAUGGAUUCGACGUCGUGGAUGCGAUGCAAAGUGUGAAGGUGAGCAAUGGCAAUGAUCGCCCUCUUCCGGAGAAUGAAGUCGAAAUUGUGGAUUGUGGCGAGCUGUAAAGCAGUACAAAAGUGAAAAAAAAGGUUUUGU